CUUUCUCUUUAUAUAAAGAUCCCCUCUCUCUCUCCUCCACUUGUCCUCCACCGCCACCACCCAAGGAACGCCACGGCCACGGGCGCAGAGACAGAGCGCGUGUGUGUGAAUCAAGAGGAAGAAACCCGUGCGCCCGUGCGAAUUGUUGGAUCGAUCCGAUGGGGCGGCGGUCUAGCGCCUCACCGGUCGGGUCCGUGGAGCCGCUGCUGCCGGAGGUGUUCAAGGGCGGCGGCGGCGGCAGGGGGGCGGCGACGUUGCAGCGGUCCGUGUCGCGGGCGGACGACGAGCUGCAGUGGUUCCGGUCGUGCCUGCGGUGGGUGUGCAUGGACCACUCGGCCCCGGGCCGCGCCGCCAUGUCGUGGCUGCUCUUCCUGCUCCUCGGCGUCGUCGUCCCGGCCGUGGCGCACUUCCUCCUCGCCUUCCGGGCCUCAAGGCGGCCCUUCAACGCCGUCGUCCAGCUCUCGCUCUCCGCCGCCUCCGCCGCCAGCUUCCUCUGCCUCUCCUCCUCCUUCCGCCGCAUCGGCCUCCGCCGCCUGCUCUACCUCGACAAGCUCCGCACCAAGAGCGACCGCGUCAGGCUCAACUACACCACGCGCCUCUCCUUCUCCUUCCGCCUCCUCGCCUCCCUCGUCGCUCCUUGCUUCGCCGCCGAGGCCGCAUACAAGGCCUGGUGGUACGCAACCUCCGCCGACCGCGUCCCCUUCUUCGCCAACGACGUCCUCAGCGACGUCGUCGCCUGCUCCCUCGAGAUGGCCUCAUGGAUGUACCGCAGCGCCAUCUACCUCCUCACCUGCGUCCUCUUCCGCCUCAUCUGCCACCUCCAGGGGCUCAGGCUCGAGGACUUCGCCGGCUCGCUGCUCGUCGAGGUGGAGGAGGGGAGGAUCGGGGUGGAGCGCGUGCUCAGGGAGCACCUUGACAUCCGCAAGCAGCUCAAGGUCAUCAGCCACCGCUUCCGCAGGUUCAUCGUCGCCGCGCUGCUCAUCGGCACCGCCAGCCAGUUCGCCUCCGUGCUCCUCACCACGCGCCACGACUCCGUCGACGACCUCCUCAACACCAGUGAGCUCGCGCUAUGUUCAGUAGUUCUCAUGUCCGGGCUCAUCAUAAUCCUGAGCAGCGCUGCCAAGAUCACUCACCAGGCGCAGGCCCUCACCGGCCAGACCACCAAGUGGCACGCCUGCUGCACCAUCGAACCGGUCCCGGACGAAGAAGUGGAUCCCGGAUCCAACCAGAACUCCAUGCUGGAAGAGUACCCUGAGAGCGACAGUGACUGCGAAUCCAGCGAGGAGACUGGGGACGAGGACUUGCUGGAGAACACCAGGUUCAUGCUGCCGCACACAGUACACGUGAUCUCCUUCCAGAAGAGGCAGGCAUUAGUGACCUACCUGGAGAACAACAAGGCCGGCAUCACCGUGUUCGGGUUCACGCUGGAUCGGUCGUACCUCCACACGAUAUUCAUGCUCGAGUGGACGCUCUUCUUGUGGCUGCUGGGGAAGACAGUCGGUUUCUCGUGAAUUUGUCCUUUCCAGGUGGUUCGUUCGUUGGCUCGUUGCUCUUCACCCACACAUGUAUGGUUGCUCGAUUUGGUUGGCAAUUUUUUUUUUGCGGUUGCUCGAUUUGGUUGGCAUCCUGGAAGGUUGAGUUUCAGGAGAAGUUGGUGGCUUUUUUUUUGUGUGCGGGUGGCACGUGAGUGGUGUGCGCUUGUACGUGUAAGUAUGGGAUUUGUAUAUAUGACGACGGGUGUAAAUUAUGGGUUGAUUGCUCGUGACACCGCGAGGUGUAAACGGUGUAUGUAAAAUUGUACUUCUAGAUGAGUGUUUGUUUGUAGAGUCCCGUGCGUGCGUGCAGCUUGGUGUUGCAGGUUUAUAACCUCGAGUUGUAAGCCAACAAUAGUUGUAGAGCAAAUUUUACGAUGUUGAUUAAAGUUUUGUUUUGUUUCUCCUCGGCCACAUUGUUCUUUUUUAUAAAGGGUUUUUGUGUAUCUGUAACUCCUUUUGUAUGAUUUUUUUGUGUGCGGCGAAAUAGGUAAGAAUUGAUUGGGUUA
Brachypodium distachyon (stiff brome) is the source of this 2041-nucleotide messenger RNA. RefSeq lists its product as uncharacterized. The record is from RefSeq and is a predicted model, not a curated record. NCBI's taxonomy places the organism in Eukaryota, Viridiplantae, Streptophyta, Magnoliopsida, Poales, Poaceae. The transcript is spliced from 3 exons. Bases 159 to 1511 code for a protein of 450 amino acids.